Molecule: messenger RNA, 3016 nt
Organism: Trematosphaeria pertusa
Lineage: Eukaryota; Fungi; Ascomycota; Dothideomycetes; Pleosporales; Trematosphaeriaceae
Exons: 1
Coding region: 75-2918 (947 amino acids)
Source: RefSeq, a predicted model, not a curated record
UUUUUGGUAUCCUUUUGUUACAGAUAAUUGUCGCAUUGGUACCUUAUAUGAUUUGAAAGCAUAUUUACCCGCCAAUGGCCGCCACCGACGACCUAGCCUGGACGACGACGCGCUGCAACCGUUUACUUCGACCGCUUUCUACCAAACUCGCAAAGCUUCGAAAAGAGCUCGAAAGGCCACGGAGUGCAGACGGAGAGCCGCGAAAAGCCUCCAAUGGCUUCGUGCUCAAAGCGUCGCCGCGCAGGUCCGCUAACUUCUCGCAGACAGUGCGUCAGCCUCGAGGCGCUGAUAAGGCGAGCGAUCGAGACUGGGUGCCGGCUGUAAAAUGCGGAGGCGCAAACAAGAAGACUUAUGGCGGACGUGGAGGGAAGAAGACCGCGGGCAUACAACGGGUCGCUUCGGAGAGCAGCAAUGUUGGGCGACCCGGGGAAAUCGCAAUCACGCCCCUCAUCGCGCGGACGGGAGGUCGCUUCCAGGAAAGCCCUCAGUUUAAAGCUUCGCCGCUGAGAAAGUAUGCGAAGAAUCGGGGUCCUUUGAUCAAGGCGGAACAAAUACACCAGAUCAAGAAGCAGGUGCCAGCUGACAUCGCAAACUUAAUUAAGGGCUUAUCGGAGGCCUACGCGAACCUGCUGCAGGCGACAACAACAGGCGAGGAGAAAAGAUGGAAGGGAACAAGGUCGCUAUUUGGUGCUUGUUUAAGGAAGGUCCCGGAAUAUAUUGAACUGGAAGAGCACUUCGCAGCGCUCGAUAAGGAGGAGGAGGAGGAUGAAGACGAGGAUCGAGACAUCUCCCAGGAGAUCUACACACAUCUCGAGGCACAGUUCGAGACACUGGCAGGCCAAGGCUGGCGACCGUUCAAGCAGAUUGUGCGGGCGCAUGCAACGUCGCUACUGUGCGAUGCUGUUGCGGAUCAAAUCCUCGGACUAGAAACCCUACAACUCUUGGUUUCGCAUUGCUUGAAUAUCUCCGCCUGGGACGAAGCUGAGAGAUUUCUCUGGUCCCUUCUUCCCAGACUCAAGCCACUUUACAUGCCGAACAGUCUCCUAGCCAAUCUUUUUGAUGAACAGAGGUCGCCCUAUAUGUCGAUGGUCAAAGCCUUUGUGGAAGUUACCGGACGACACCGCUUCCUCUACGACCUCCUGGAAUACAUGAUAUCGCAGGAGCUACUCCCUCUAGAGUGGCUUGCGACCGAGAGCAUGCGGUCCGUAUGGGAUCGCUUGGUUCGCAGCUUGUCCGACGGAGACCAGCGAACAACCCGGAACGCCUUCCGCUUCCUGGAGACUGCCAUUUGCGCCGGGAUGGGUCUGCCCGAUGAAAGCCUCUUCAAGGAUGGCGAAGUCGACAUUAUUUCGAAACAGCUCAAGCCGUCGUCGAGACAGGAAUUCCGCAAUGCUUUAGACACAACCUACUCCAGCCUCUUGACAGUCUUUUGCAGCAUAGCUCUGGUCAACCGCAACCGCGACGAGGCUGCAGGUGAAGGCACGGUGCAGCGGAUCACCUGGGUCUUGGACUCAAUCCUUGUAGGUCUCAUGAAGCGAAACGACAUCCGGGAAGAUCUGGAGCUUCUUGAUCCUAUCGCGGAAAACAUGCAAACGUUCGCCCAACGAGCCGUGUGGGCAUCGUUUGCCCCCUUCCUAGUCCAUCUUGCGGGUUGUCGUGCGGACGCAAGCAUGCUAUCGCUCGACGUGCCUACGUUAGCGGUUGCGAUCAAUUGGAUCGCAUCACAAUUCCCCUCGAAGGGUAUUGAGUUUUCGUCGAUUCUCGCCACACUUCCAGAAUUCAUCUCAUCUGCAGCACGCGGCACUGGUAGGAUCUGGAAAGAUGACGGCUUCGAUCAGCUUCAACGUCUUGUUCAAGGGCUACUUUCCCUCUCUGGCCUACGAUUACCGCACAAGCUCUGGACUAUCAAACGACUGGCACUUGAGUCAGCCAUGGACUUCGCUCACAGCACGAGGAAUGCUGAGCACAUGGCCUACGCGAGAGAAGUCGAGAAAACGAUGCGAAUGAAAGGCCACGUUGUCAUCCAGCAUUCGCCGCUGAAAAAUGGCUCGCCAUCUACCGCAGGUGGCUUCAAGUGGGAAGAAGGCAUCGGCGAAUGGGUAGCUUGCACGCCAUUCGCGAAGCAGGACGUCAAACGCACACCGCGGAAGCCGGUGCGAGCUCUUGGGCUGUUGUUAGCUACAGAAGCAUCGCGAGACGAGUGCGAUGUGGGUGCCACGAAAGCGCCGGAUGGAGGGGACCUGCCCACGGUACCCGAGUCGUACCAUUGGGAAAUUAACGUCCUAACUGACGAUGACGAGGAUGGUGACUUGCCACAGUCCUCUCCUGUCAAGAAAGCCCCGUAUAUGCCUGUUUCACCACCCGGGAAACGUACACGCACAUCUUCGCCUACGGUCGUGAUUCCCGUGAAACGAAACCGCUUGACGCCGCCCGUCUCGCCCGUCAUCUUCUAUCCCGAGCUGCCCAGAGAGCCAGACGGGCCACGGAGGUCUCGUCGAUCGCGAAAGGAGAUCAGUGCCCUCGUUCCCGCCCUCCAUUCUCGGCGUUCGAAAUGGGCACUAGAGAGGGGUUUACGGAAUCUGGAGCGAAAGACAUACGAAGAGGUUAAGGACAUCAAUGUCAACCUAGCCGUCACCGAAAUCGAUGAAUUCGACCAGAAUACUUCCUUCUCGUCAUCGUCCUCAAUCGGCAAUCAAGAUGCGGAACGGCGAAGCACGCGGUCAAGGUUUUCCUUGGGGAAGAGGUCAAGGCGAGGGGCUGAAGAGGACGAAGAAGACGAUAGAGACGAACUGAGCAAGACGCCGGGGCUGAAGAAGAGGAAGAGUAUUAGAAACAUGGUGAAGCGUCGACGGGAGUGGUGGCGAGUAGACAGUGGAACCGCCGAAGGAGCAGAGAGCGACGAGUUGAGCUUUCAGUAAUGGGUCGGCUACACUCGAUACGAGCAUACUGCAGCGUUCGGGGCGCGACAGUACCACUGCGGUCUGGGCGGUUUCUUGGUGGUUAACGUGGAUGAUAC